Microthlaspi erraticum is the source of this 855-nucleotide messenger RNA. NCBI's taxonomy places the organism in Eukaryota, Viridiplantae, Streptophyta, Magnoliopsida, Brassicales, Brassicaceae. The record is from the annotation of a GenBank genome assembly.
AUGACGAGCGUAUGUGGAAGAGCGCCGCCGGGCUGGUUUACAGCCUACAAAUUUUGGUUCAAGGAGUCGCAUAUGUUCUUCCCGCUUCCGAAGCUGUUCGUCGCGUACUGUGAGGAUGUUCGGAUCGCUUUUUCUCAACUUUGUCCGGCGGGUGUUCGCAAUAUCACGGGCACGCUGGUUCUGGCUGCCGAACUGGGGAUGGAGCUUAAUCUGGACUUUUAUGAGUCGAUGUCGUCCAUUGCUGUCAACCAGGCACUCCCGGGACCAUUUCGGCCUCCUUUCUGGCUUAACCCUCCAGUUAACUUUUACGAGGACGUUCGGCGGCUUUCCGAGCACGGGAAGAGGAAGUGGGAGGACAUCGCCGAGACGCGGAUCAAAGCUCAGUGGCUCGCAUCGCGUCAGAAACAGAAGCCAAUGGGGAAGCUUAGUCUGAACUUGCCUCGCUACAGGCAAGAGGUGCCGGGCCCGGUAGAAGAGGUGACGGCCGAUGGUAAGAAAGUGGUGGGGAAGAAGAGGAAGAAGAGCGCCUCAGCCGGGAAGCACGCGGAGAGGAAGAAGGAGAAAACGGCAUCCGGGUCUUCAUCUAAGACCGUGGUGACGAUCGGCGAUCGCGUGGCCGCCGAGCGGGCAGACCCUUGCGAACCGUUUUCCGAAGAGGAGCUGCGGGACGAUCCUCCUAUCUCUUCGCAGGAAACGCCUGUCUUCCCUUUUACCGAGCUCGGCGGCGAGAUCGACGUGCCGGGGUCCUCGGGUGGUCUGAGAAAGAGGAGGCGGACAUCCUCUGCCGAGCAUGGGGAGAUGGCCGAGACGGGGGCCGUCGAGGGAGAGGAAGUGGGCGCCGAGGCAGGCAAAUGA